UCACGGGGAUAUGACCCUCCUUGUCCGUGGUGUUUUUAGAGCGUUAACAGUUACUUCCUGUGAAAGAUAAACAAAUGGAGUUCAGCACGCGUUCCUGUCAAAAUAUUAAAAAAUGUAACACUAAACGGGGAUACAAACAUACAAAAUGCCUGGACAGAAGAGAAAGUACAGCGUGCGUUUUCCACCUGGACGCAUCAAGAAAAUCAUGCAGAAAGAUACUGAGGUGGGAAGAAUUGCAACAGCUGUGCCCGUGAUCAUAUCUCAGGCUUUGGAGAUGUUUCUGAAAUCCCUGUUGACCAAAACUUGUCAGAUUACCAAAUCAAAGCACAGCAGAGUCAUGUCUAUCACUCACGUGAAGCAGUGUAUAGAAACAGAGAAGCUCUUCGACUUUCUCAAGGAACUUGCAGAGCAUGCAACCAUGACAACGAAGAGGGAGGGUCGGGGCAAGGGGUUGUCCAUACACUCACACAGAAGAAAGUGUCAGGAAAUGUCUGUCUCCCAACAGAAUCAUGUGGAAAAGAAACCUAAAAAAGCCAAUCAAGACACCUUGGACAACCCAGACAGUUCCACUGAUGUGGAUUCCGAGAUGUACAUCUGCUUAGGAGCUAGUGCAUGACUCAUAUACUGGAGGUGAUCCUUUUUUAAGUAAAAAAGCUUUCUUCUUGCAACAUUGGAGUUACCAGUGGGAAACGCGCUACAAGAAGCCGAGCAUAGUCAUAAUGGAUUUUUAAAUAACGCUAUCUUUUUGUUUUCUUUUAAUUUAUCUUGCGCAACUGUUGAGGUGUCAGGGCGAUGCCUUGGCUGUGUUUACACAGGCAUCCCAUCUUUUUCACAGGCGAUUAAAGACAAAUAAAUUAGAAUUAGGCCGCCUGUUUAAACGCAGCCCGUGAAAACUGAAUGACGUGAACUGCAUUGAUUUUGUAAAUGUUAUGGUUACUAUGAAAUUAUCGAGUUUUAAACUUUGAUUAACCUGCAGCAAUUUUUUUGUUUUGUUUUGUUAAUAUUGUAAAUAUAGAGAAUGUAUAUGUGAUGAACAUUUUGUUUCGCAAGUAGUAUUUAAAGAAUGACUGACGCCAUUCACCUGUUGAAUGUAUCUGAGCACUUUCACUAUGCAGAUUUUGAAGACAUUUUAGCCUGUUGGCUGUUAUUUGCCAGGUUCCCACCACCAACGUGUGGUUCAGUAGUGAAAUAAAUUGCUAUGUUAGAUGUUACUUGUAGCACUAGUUUUCCCAUUCAUGUUAUUUGUUGCAAACACAUUCUAUAAUAAACAAAAAAAGUUAUUUUACUUG
Molecule: messenger RNA, 1289 nt
Organism: Esox lucius (northern pike)
Lineage: Eukaryota; Metazoa; Chordata; Actinopteri; Esociformes; Esocidae
Product: dr1-associated corepressor
Exons: 7
Coding region: 146-616 (156 amino acids)
Biological process (GO): transcription by RNA polymerase II; negative regulation of transcription by RNA polymerase II; positive regulation of transcription by RNA polymerase II
Cellular component (GO): nucleus; negative cofactor 2 complex
Molecular function (GO): transcription corepressor activity; protein heterodimerization activity; core promoter sequence-specific DNA binding
Source: RefSeq, a predicted model, not a curated record